UGAAUAACCACAGAGAUAUAGUUUCAAAUCAACUACAUGUUGAUGUGCAAGAUAAUGUCCCACUAGUUGAAAACAUGUCUUCAGUUCCAGACCAGAAUGAUGAUAUGAACCAGGAAUAUAAUAAAGCUAGUGAAAAUGAACAUAAUGCUAAGAGGAAAAAAAGAGGUCCUACAUUUAUCAAAGAAAUUUGGGGCCAACCUAGCACACUUCCACGCAUUAAAAUUCUAUGUGAUGAUAUGGGACGUCCUAUAGGAACCAAAAAAAAUAAAUUUACUGAUUUCUUGGGUUCUUUAGCCAGAAAUGGUAAGUAUUGUCCAAUUGAUGUAGAAGAUUGGCAUAAAAUGCCAAUGGACAAAAAGAAAGAUAUGUUAAAUGUUAUAAAGGAUAAGUAUGACCUUCCUUUAGGAACAGAAAAUUGGACAUUAUGCUCAAUAGCAAAAAAAUGGAGAAAUUGGAAGUUUGAACUAAAAAGAAAGUACUAUGAUCCUGAGUUGUCAAUUCAAAUUCUUUUACAACAAAGAGAUGAAAGAGCUAAGUAG
Molecule: messenger RNA, 539 nt
Organism: Zingiber officinale
Lineage: Eukaryota; Viridiplantae; Streptophyta; Magnoliopsida; Zingiberales; Zingiberaceae
Exons: 3
Coding region: 75-539 (154 amino acids)
Source: RefSeq, a predicted model, not a curated record